AUGGGAGCAGGAUGCUGUAAAGAGGAAGCAAUAGAUUUUGAUGGUGAAAUUGAGCUAUCACAUUUUCAUUUGCUCCGGUCAGUUGGAAAGGGUGCAUUUGGGAAAGUAAGGGUUGUUCAACACAAACGAACCAAGGAGAUCUAUGCACUCAAAUAUAUCAAUAAGACAAAAUGUAUCCGGAUGCGAGCAAUCGAAAACAUCAUUCAGGAAAGACGAUUAUUAGAAGAAGUUGAGUUCCCACUGAUCUGUAACUUACGAUACGCAUUCCAGGACGACGAAAACCUGUUUAUGGUUUUGGAUCUAAUGUUGGGAGGCGACCUUCGUUUCCAUCUGGAGCGAGCAGGGCCUAUGAAAGAAGAGGUAGUGCGGUUUUAUGUUGCGGAAUUAGCUCUUGCGCUGGACGCACUUCAUUCGAGGAGAAUUAUACACAGAGAUCUAAAGCCCGAUAAUGUGUUGCUGGAUGAACAUGGACAUGCGCAUUUAACCGACUUUAACAUCGCAGUAUAUUACAGCCCCGCCAAACCAUUGCUUUCAAUAGCAGGAAGCAUGGCAUAUAUGGCACCUGAAGUGCUCUUACGCAAAGGAUAUUUUGAAUCAGUCGACUGGUGGAGUCUAGGUGUAGUCAUGUUUGAAUUACUUUUUGGCAAGCGACCAUUUCGAGGAAAGAGCAAUGAUCUAUUGAAAAAUUCAAUCCUACGCGAUCCUUUGCCAUUUCCAGAAAAUGCACGAGAAAUACUCUGUGAAAGGGACAUCAAAAAACGGCUCGGUUGUACGCCUGAUGGUUUGAAUGGAUUUAAGAAACAUCCGUGGUUUGAAGGUAUUGAAUGGGAUAAAUUAGUCACAAAGGAGGCUACUCCUCCAUUUCAGCCAGAUUCAAAACGCGCCAAUUUUGACGCCACUCACGAGCUAGAAGAAUUGCUGAUGGAGGAUAACCCAUUGAAGGCCAAGAAACGCGCACAGACUACACCAGAGACAGAACUGUCAAACGUCCUCAUUCAAUCAACCGUGGUCGCAUUCUUCGUCCUUCGAAUGAUCCAAAAAUGA
Lobosporangium transversale is the source of this 1044-nucleotide messenger RNA. RefSeq names its product kinase-like domain-containing protein. Gene Ontology annotation, molecular function: protein serine/threonine kinase activity; ATP binding. The transcript has 7 exons. Gene Ontology annotation, biological process: intracellular signal transduction; peptidyl-serine phosphorylation. NCBI's taxonomy places the organism in Eukaryota, Fungi, Mortierellomycota, Mortierellomycetes, Mortierellales, Mortierellaceae. The record is from RefSeq and is a predicted model, not a curated record. The coding region runs from base 1 to 1044 and encodes 347 amino acids.